Penicillium vulpinum is the source of this 2145-nucleotide messenger RNA. RefSeq lists its product as uncharacterized. Gene Ontology annotation, cellular component: fungal-type vacuole membrane. NCBI's taxonomy places the organism in Eukaryota, Fungi, Ascomycota, Eurotiomycetes, Eurotiales, Aspergillaceae. The record is from RefSeq and is a predicted model, not a curated record. The coding region runs from base 1 to 2145 and encodes 714 amino acids. Gene Ontology annotation, molecular function: transmembrane transporter activity. Gene Ontology annotation, biological process: transmembrane transport. The transcript is spliced from 4 exons.
AUGGCAACCUCAACAGAAAGCAGGUCAUCCCUGCCAAUUCCCAGAGUUCAGCUUGAACUUGAGGAGCUACAAGAAAAUGCGGAAUUCAUCAAUCAACAACUUGAGCCAACGGAUCAUGGGCCUGCCGCUUGGAAAUUGUUGGGGACAGCAUUUGUCUUCGAAUCUUUGCUAUGGGGGUUCCCACUCUCAUUCGGAGUCUUCCAGAAUUAUUACUCGGAGCUCCCCGAAUUCGCCGGUAACCCAUAUAUCUCAGUGGUAGGCACUGUUGCCUCGGGAAUAUCAUACCUAGGAGCACCCUUUACAGCACCAUUCAUCAAGCGCUUCCAAAAAUACCAGCGACAGAUGAUCUGGGUUGGAUGGCCAAUAUGCAUAAUCGCACUAAUAAGCGGAUCCUUCGCCUCAACUCUCGAAACCCUCAUCCUCACCCAAGGCGUAGCCUACGGUGUCGGCUUUCUCAUCUUCUAUUACCCAAUCCUCAACAUGGUGAAUGAAUACUGGGUCGCGCGUCGCGGGAUGGCAUACGGACUCCUCUGCAGCGCAUCAGGUGUUUCCGGUGCUGUGAUGCCAUUCAUAAUGGAGAAGUUGUUGAACAAAUAUGGGUACCGGACGACACUGCGAGCUGUUGCUGUUGCACUAUUCGUACUGACAGGCCCAUUGAUACCCUUCUUAAAGGGCCGUCUGCCCGUCUCACGAUACACCGCAACAGCAACAGCUAGAUCAGACUGGAGUUUCCUUCGGUCUCCUCUGUUCUGGGUGUACUCUGGCUCGAACGUUGUGCAGGGACUGGGGUAUUUCUUUCCGUCGUUGUAUCUUCCUUCAUACGCUAGGUCGAUGGGGAUGAGUAGCACGAAGGGUGCACUGCUUCUUGCGUUGAUGAGUGUAUCGCAAGUGGCGGGUCAGUUCACCUUUGGACUUUUGUCUGACAGGAAGGUGUCUUCACCCGCCCUACCUAUGAGACUGGCAAGUCAGCAUCGUCAUGGAAACGCACGUGCGAUUGAUGUGACGGGUUUCAGUACUGGUGCUUACAACAUCUGCUGUACGGUCACUUUCGACGAUGGAUUCCGUGUACUUGUUCGGUUUCCCAUCCUAGGCCGGAGCCGGUUUCGUACUGAGAAGACUAGAAAUGAAAUAUCGGUGAUGAGGUAUCUUUCUCAACAGACCAAUAUUCCUGUCCCUCUUGUCAUUGGCGCGGGUCGUUGGGGAUGUGGGCCUUACAUUGUCAUGACAUUCAUCGAGGGGACCUUGUUGUCCAAGCGCAUCGAAAGCUCGCUUAGCUUAAAUUCAACCAUUUCAGGCCCUGAAAUUGAGCAUGCUCUUCAUGGAAUGGCCCGGAUUAUACUUGAACUAUCAAAAUCUACGUUCCCAUGUAUUGGGGCUCUCGUUCAAGAGUUGGGAGUGUGGAAAGUGGUGAAAAGACCAUUGACUCUCAAUAUGAAUGAGCUUGUGCGUGUUGGAAACAUUCCCCCGGAUAAAUUUGCGGGAGGGAGCUUUUGUAGCGCACACGACUAUUUUCAGGAGCUAGCAGCACAGCAGUUUAUUCACCUCAAAUACCAACGCAAUGAUGUCAUCGAGGAUGAGCUAGAUUGUCGAAAACGAUAUAUAGCUCGCUGUCUCUUUAGGAAAAUUGCUCAGAAAUUUUCUGCAGAAAGCCCGGGCCCUUUCCGCCUCUACUGUGAUGAUUUUCGACCAGGGAAUGUGCUUGUUUCCGGGCUAAAUCUCACAGUCACCGGUGUCAUCGAUUGGGAAUAUACAUAUGUGGCACCCGCUGAAUUCACAUACGCUGCGCCAUGGUGGCUUUUGUUUGAGAGCCCCGAGGCUUGGGAGCCGGAUCUGAAUGAGUUUCUAUCUCGGUACACUCCUCGCCUACAACUUUUUCUUAAAGUACUUCGUUUUUGCGAAGACCAGCAUAUUCAGCUACAGAAGAUGAACAGUUCUCAACGACUCUCAGACAAGAUGGCACAGUCAAUGGAUAAUGGUGUCUUUUGGUUUUGCCUUGCUGCAAGAAAAAGUUUUAUGUUUGAUGAUAUCUACUGGACAUUUCUUGACCAGAAAUACUUUGGCAGCGGGUCUCUUGAGGAUAGGCUUUUGCUUUUGUCGGAGGAAGAGUUGGAUGGACUGAAGGAAAUUGUUUUAUUAAAGAUAUAG